Messenger RNA from Colias croceus (clouded yellow), 3232 nucleotides. Its product is annotated as neprilysin-4-like. The record is from RefSeq and is a predicted model, not a curated record. The transcript has 17 exons. Gene Ontology annotation, cellular component: plasma membrane. NCBI's taxonomy places the organism in Eukaryota, Metazoa, Arthropoda, Insecta, Lepidoptera, Pieridae. The coding region runs from base 59 to 2299 and encodes 746 amino acids. Gene Ontology annotation, molecular function: metalloendopeptidase activity. Gene Ontology annotation, biological process: protein processing.
AUAAAUAACUAAGUAAUAAUUUUUACAUAGUUUGUUGAGUGUUUGUGAAUUAAUAAACAUGAAGUAUAAGGUGAAGAACGCUGACAGUGAGAGUCAACGUCAGCCAGACUCCGUCCUUGAAGAGAAACUAGAGAGAACCGUCCGAUGUUCGUCGAUACUGAUAGUGGCGCUAGGGGUGUCCCUGAUCGCGCUAGGGGUGUACACCACUGUGUUGGUGCUGACCGACUAUAACAGCCCCCAGCCGUGUAUGAGUGAAGUGUGUGUUGGUACUGCAUCCCGCGUACUCUCCGCAAUGAACAAAGAAGUGGACCCUUGUACGGACUUUUACGAAUUCUCCUGCGGUGGUUGGAUCAAGAAGAACCCGGUCCCCGAGUGGGCGACCUCCUGGGACCAGUUGUCGAAGCUUCGGGAACAACUGACUACGGAUCUAAGGGAUCUACUGGAAGCGCAGGAUGGACCGAACUCGCCAGAAAGUGUAAAGAAGGCGAAAGCGCUGUAUCGGACUUGUAUUGAUGUUGAUAAAAUGGAAUCCCGCGGGAUCCAACCGAUCCAGGACCUCCUCACCGAUCUGGGUCUCCCUCCCAACCCUCCCGCAAUAAGCAGCAAUAUCUCCUGGGAGGAGGUCGCUGGUCGUGCGCGGAGGAAAGUCGGUCUGAGUGUACUGCUCAGUGUGCAAGUGUUGGAGGAUGUGAGGAAUACCAGCAGGAAUCGUGUUGUGAUCGAGCAAGUGACGCCCGGCUUCAGCGAGCGCUACCUGCUCCACCCGGAGCAGUUCGCCCACGAGCUGCAGCAGUACCGCACCUACAUCAGGGACAUGAUUGCUGUAGUCGAUCCGCAGACUGAUGCUGACAAGUUCGCUGAUGAUAUCGUCGGGCUGAGCAAGAGUUUGGCCAGGAUAAUGACCCCAAUGGAGGUCCGUCGCAGCGGCACGCACUUGUUCCAUGAUGUGAGCGUCGCGCAGUUCGUGCAGGGCUCCGCUGGCGGACCCGUGCAGUGGACUGAGCACGACUGGGACAAGUACCUUGAAACAGUCUUCAGCAAUACGACCGUGGUCCUAGACCAGAAUGCGGACCGGCUUAUUGUUAUGGACCUGCCUUAUUUGCAGCGAUUGGCUACUUUACUAUCGGAAACCGAUCCGUUACUUGUUGAACGUUUCAUCUGGUGGAGCGUAUUCUCCACAGUCUCUCCAAUGAGUAUCUCCCGUUUCCGCGACCUCGGCUUUGCGUUCAGUCGCUCUGUGUACGGGUUGAGGACUCGGGCUCCAAGAUGGAAGACUUGUGCCGCUAAUGUUAAUGCUAACUUUGGAUUGGCGCUGUCGUUGUUGUACGUGGAGCGGCAUUUUGAUAAUGCGUCGCGGAUUAAGGCACUAGAGAUGGUAUCAGAUGUACGCGCCGCGUUCGCGGAAAGCGUGUCCCAACUCACUUGGAUGGACGACACCACACGAGCACGUACGUUACGUAAACUACAGGCGAUACGGAACUUCGUGGGCUUCCCUGAGUGGCUGCUCAAUACUACAAGAUUGGACGUACAUUAUAAACAUGCUGAAGUCGUAGAAGGCAACCUGUUCGAGACCUUCUUGAAGCUAACGCAGGCGGCCGUCAAGAAAUCAUUCGAAUCUUUACGAGUGAAGCCUGACAGAAACAGAUGGGUAGCAACGGCGACAACAGUAAACGCAUUCUACUCAGCGACACUCAACUCAGUCACAUUCCCUGCUGGUAUCCUACAGCCACCCUUCUAUGGAAAUGGCAUUGAGGCAAUAAACUAUGGAUCGAUUGGUGCAAUAAUGGGACAUGAAGUAACGCAUGGAUUUGACGAUCAAGGGCGUCGCUACGACGAGGAGGGCAACCUGAAGCAGUGGUGGUCGGCGGGCACGCUGGAGCAGUACCACGGGCGCGUGCAGUGCAUCGUGCAGCAGUACAGCCGCUACCACAUGCAGCAGCUGCCCAACUAUACGGUGCACGGGUUCAACACGCAGGGCGAGAACAUAGCAGAUAACGGCGGGUUACGGGCUGCACUGCACGCGUACCGCAUCCACCAGCGUCGUACCGCACGCCCCGCGCCGAGACUGCCCGGCCUGCCGCAGUAUACACCCGAGCAGCUGUUCUUCUUGGGUUUUGCGCAGAUAUGGUGCGGAAAUUCAACAGUAGGCGCUCUCAAGUCGAACCUAGUAGAAGGAGUACACAGCCCGAACAAGAUCCGAGUGAUUGGAACUCUCAGUAACACAAAGGAGUUUUCAGACGCGUGGCAAUGCAAGCCCGGCUCGCCAAUGAACCCGGAACAUAAGUGCGUUCUGUGGUAACGAAAUAACUAUUAACAUGUAAAUAAAUAAGUGAUACCUACUGCCUAUUGACUUACUCGAGAGUGUAAAAAAUUGAGUCACUGACGUAAAAUACAGUUUUUUUUAUAUUGACACUAAAAUGAAAUAGCUAACGUGAGAUCUAUGAGAUGAUCUCGAGUCCAAAUUGAAAAUAACAAUUUGUAACGUAAAAGAUAUUUGUUACGUUACAAAUUGAAAUUACUUCAGCACACUGUUUACAAAAAAUUUCAACAAAAGCUGGACAUUUUUCUUUAAUAUUUUUUUACUCAAAUUAAUUCAACUGAAACGUGACUAUAAAUUGUUAAGAUGUUGCUGAGCAAUGACAAUAGUUUAUAAGUUCUUGAUUAGGUUAUUAAUUAAUUGACCAGUUAAUUUAUGUUACCAUCUGAAGCGUAUUAUAUCAUGAAGACUGUGAAGAAAAUAGUAACCAAUUUGCUAAGUUCUAAAAAUUCUAAGUAUUUUACUCUUACUCCAUUUAUAGAAGAAAAUUUUUAGGAGAAAAAGUUAUAAGUCCACUCGACAAAUUGUUAAAUAUGUCGAGUGGACAGUGGUGUCGUUAAGUAUGUACAAGUGACUUGGACUUGGACUACAAUAUUAAUGUUAUUUAUAAUUCCUAGAAAAUUUACUAACUUAUGGACCACCAGUGAUUCUUUAUAGUUACCAUGAUAAUGUGAAAAAUUUUGUACAUAGAAUAAGUAUUGACUGUUAGAAUAGUAUUUAUAGGUAAGCGUGUAAAAAGCUGUGAAUUUAUAAUCCGUCCGUAAGAUAAUUUUAAUAAUAAAUAAGUUACCAAAUAAUUAUGAUGUAUCCAUGCAUUUUAUUUAGUACCAAUUGUUAAUGGCAUUAAUUAAAUAAAACGUGAGAUUAUUCAGUUAAGUUAGACUUAAUUUAAAAUGAAAUAAAAGAUAUUUUUAA